AUGGAGGAGAGCGAACUGGCACUCUCCAAGUCGCCUGCGCGGGAGGCUUCGCCUUCGCCUCCGGAGGCUGAAUCUCUCCUGGCUGCUCUUGUCUAUGGUAGGACGCCCUGAAACCAUUGAUCCGCGGCUGUCUCGCUUUGUUUUCCGGCGUUCUCUCCGUGGUAGGUUCAUCUCUGACGAAGCGAUUUUCGUUUUCGACGCUGGAGAGUGUUUAGCACUCCGUGUGUUUUUCUUCUCAUCUCCGACGGCUGCUUUGAAGUGAGGAGGAUUGGAGCGAAGUAGCGACGCACGGACCGAGACCCGGUCUCAUCGCCGAUCCAUGCGAGAUUUCCUUGGCAUGCUAGGUUUUCAAUAAUUGCUACAGAUCUCAUUAGUUGGUGGAUAAAUACACUUUCAUCGACUUGAAUAUCCAUCCAAUUAUUCCAAUUCUGAAUUCUCAUGGAUCCGGCUAGGGUUGUCUAUACGAGCCAACUAUCUGAUCUCGAUACCUAGUCCUCUGCAUGCAAGCACUGUUUAGAUUUUAUGACCACAGGGAGCGGAUUAGGUUGGCAUGUACUCGCGAUAUAAUCAACAAUUUCCCGUCCAAGUAACAAAAGGAUUGUAUGAUAAUCGUGUGGAGAUGCACGCUUUGUUCAUCCACGGAAUCGAACCGGUUCGAGGGAUGUGAUGAAUCAUUUCUCCAGUAAAGCAGGAUGUGAACAAUGAGGCAAAUAAGAUUUACUAUUAUAAGACAUAGAAGCCUUCUUCAUGCUCUUGUGGCUGAUCGAUGAACGACGAGCCUAUUAUUUAUUGAAUAAUCUCCCUGUUUCUGGCUUCCGCGCUAAAAACAGUCGGGUAAAUGCGUUCUUAUCUUUUCCUUUUACUACUAUAAUGUGUUUCUCCAUCAAUGCAGACGUGUCACAGCAGGUGCAGUCAGUUCUAGAAAGCAUGCUCAAGCUGACAAGGUUAGAGACGCAUCACAGUCGCAUGUUAUUUUUUCUCGUCGGCGUACCCUUUUUUGUCUCACAAAAAUAAAUAAAAAUCAACAGUAGUAUCCACCAAACGUCCAAUCGAAUAACGGAAGAAAUGAUGAAGUGCAAGGAGACGGUCGAAGAGAAGAGGAAAGCGCUGGAUGAGGAGAAAGACUGCGUUCAGAAGGCAGCUUACGACGCCUUGCAGAUGCUCACGGCCCAGGAAUUCAGCUAG
Messenger RNA from Spirodela intermedia, 1185 nucleotides. NCBI's taxonomy places the organism in Eukaryota, Viridiplantae, Streptophyta, Magnoliopsida, Alismatales, Araceae. The record is from the annotation of a GenBank genome assembly.